Molecule: messenger RNA, 1089 nt
Organism: Saccoglossus kowalevskii
Lineage: Eukaryota; Metazoa; Hemichordata; Enteropneusta; Harrimaniidae
Product: somatostatin receptor type 2-like
Biological process (GO): G protein-coupled receptor signaling pathway
Cellular component (GO): plasma membrane
Molecular function (GO): G protein-coupled receptor activity
Source: RefSeq, a predicted model, not a curated record
AUGUCGAUAAAUACGUCUUUCUCUAACCCAGAAGCGCUCCUCGUGUUUAAUACAUCCGAGUAUCCGCGCGAAAUUGAGAGAUGCUCGUUCAUCUGCUUCGUCGCGUUAUCCAUAUCGACGUUAGGUGUACUUGGUAACGUAGCAUUUCUUUUUGUCGUGAUUCGAGUGUGCUCAAUGCAAACUGUCACUAACGCCUACUUAGUCAACUUGGCUUUUGCGGAUUUGUUACAUCUGGUAACACACACUUCACUCUGGCUGUGUGGUAUACUUGCCGAUCCGUGUCCCGUCGACCAGGACACCAACUUACCCGUAUUUUGUGUUGUCUUGGUUUUCUCGCGUAUGAGCCAAUAUGUGUCAAUGUUCACAGUAACGGUGUUGAGUCUUGAGCGAUAUGUAGCUGUGUGCCGACCGAUCGUCUAUCGCAACGGAGCGAUUCACCGACCUUGCUUUGUAGCUACCGUUAUCGGCAGUACCUGGCUGCUGGCAUUGCUUUUUUCUUCAGAACAGUUUUCAGCUUGUAUUGUCACUACCGGUAGUUACUACCAUAAUCGCGCAAUAAUUGGGAGCCUUAUUUUCAUCGUGUCAUUGAUGUUUUUAAUGACAAUUGUCACCGCCGUGUAUGUGAAUAUUAUUUGCCGUGUCAGAGCUUCUACCCAUUCUAUGAAAAGUCGUGACAAACAGAUAAUACGAAUUUGUAUAGCGACAGCUUGCAUUUACUUCAUCUGUAUGUUACCCAGCGUUUUGCAAGCAUUCAUGAUAGUUCUAAAUUCUCUGCAAUAUAAUAUCAACAACAUACUGGAAAAGCUUAUCGUCACCAACAACGUCGCCACUAUUCUUCUAGAAGUCAAUUCGUCUAUCAACCCUAUAGUAUAUAAUGCACUGAGUUCAAACUACAGGAGUGCUUUCAGCAUGGCGUUCAAGUGUUCUGAAUCGUACAGCUGCUUCUUUGUACCCUGCAAAGAACCUGCGGGUAUUAACAAAAGUAAUGGUAACGAGCACCACAGCGAAGAGCAUGUCGAUUUAACGCAAUUUACAAAACAUCGUGGAGCAGAAAAUAGAAGAGGUCAUAGAAGGAACUCGGAAUGCUGA